AUGCCCCCAAGGUUCCUGUACGGCGCCCAAGGACAGGCUGUGGGGAGCGCGGAGUCCCAACGGCGAGUGGACGGGGAUGGUGAGAGAGGUCAUGGCGGUCGAGCUGACCUCAUCGGGGGCCUCAUCAUCCUGUCCAGCCGGGCCGAGGUCAUUGACUAUAGCAUAGCCAUACAGCAGACAUGGAACAUGAUCGUCGUGCGGAAACCCUCCUCCAAAGACAUGACCUGGACUUCUUACACCAAGGAGUUCACACCGUGGGCGUGGGCGGGCGUGGGCGUUUUGACGGCCCUCGCGCCCUGCAUUCUUCUACUUGGCGAGAAGCAGCCCGAAGGAGGUCCAGCAGGUCGCUCUCGGGGACUCCUUCCUGCUCAUGAUGGGAUGAUGACUCAGCAAGGUUCGGAAAUGAGGGUGUCAAGUACGAGCUGCAGGAUUAUCUUCUUCGCGAUGUUCGUCUCGGCACAGCUGAUAGUGAUGCAUUAUUCCAGCUUCCUCAUCUCCAUGCUCUCGGUCUCUAACAACAUCCUGCCCUUUAAGAAUCUGGAGGAGCUGCAUAGGACAGGAGACUACCAGUUGGGUAUUUGGAAAGGCUCCUUCACUGAGGACACCUUCAGGCAAGGGAAUGUUUAA
Molecule: messenger RNA, 627 nt
Organism: Penaeus vannamei (Pacific white shrimp)
Lineage: Eukaryota; Metazoa; Arthropoda; Malacostraca; Decapoda; Penaeidae
Source: RefSeq, a predicted model, not a curated record